Messenger RNA from Bacidia gigantensis, 4020 nucleotides. RefSeq lists its product as uncharacterized. The record is from RefSeq and is a predicted model, not a curated record. Gene Ontology annotation, cellular component: microtubule organizing center. NCBI's taxonomy places the organism in Eukaryota, Fungi, Ascomycota, Lecanoromycetes, Lecanorales, Ramalinaceae. The transcript has 4 exons. The coding region runs from base 1 to 4020 and encodes 1339 amino acids.
AUGGCAUACAUAGAGACACCCCGCACCGACGCGGGCAAUGCAACAUACAUGACGAACGGCCAUGACUUCGAAAACUUUUCAGUCGAGAAUUCAAUGCUCUCGCCAAUCAAGAAGAGAGAAGAUAUCGUCGCGCUGAUGAGAAAUGAGCGCGGCGCAAGUCUCAAAACACCUCGAGCUCGCAUGCCACUCGCCGACCGCAGAAAUCUGCCCGCUGUCCCCAAACCCGCCGAGUUCACACCAUUACUGCAAAGUGUGACGAAACGGAACUUUGAGCGCAAUGGCAAGCGAAAGAGUGGGCCUGAGACACCAGCUUUUCUUAAGGCUGGCUACCAGAACAAAGGGAGCCCAGCGCUGCCUGGGGCUGAAGCUUCGGCCCUCUAUGGCAGUGAGCUGGGUAGCUCUGUGCUCGUCGACAAUGGAAGCACGCCAAUACCUCAGAUUACUUCUAGCAGUGCACAGUCAACGCCACUUGCAGCUCUACCGAAGCGCGAUGCCACAGGAGUACUCCCCGAUCAAGGAAACCUGAUGACAUUAAGGGAGCAAGAAACUAUCAUCGACAAGAUCGAGAAGGAAAACUUCGGUCUGAAGCUGAAAAUACAUUUUCUAGAAGAGGCGUUGCGAAAAGCCGGGCCUGGCUUCAAUGAAGCUGCUUUGAAAGAGAAUACAGAUCUCAAAGUCGAUCGUGUCACAUUGCAAAAAGAGCUCACUCGCUGCAGGAAAACACUCAAUCAAGCCGAGCGUGAUCUUGAAGCGUAUAAACGUCAUUUGGAAGAGGUACAAGCUAAGGCGAAACGACAGCAGGCGGACGAGAGCUUACAACAGGAGCUUGAAGAAUUAAGGACAUCUAUUCAAGAGCGACAAGAGGAAGUUGAAGAGCUUCGGGACCGGCUGAUCACCUCAGACCAAAAUGAUGAUCAGAUGCAAAAGCUCAAGGACGAAAUGGAGGACCUUGCGGCUGACCUGAGCGAACGAGAUCGGCAUAUUGAGGAACGUGACGACGAAAUUGAUAGAUUGAAAAGUCAAGCCAAAAAAGACUCGGAUGAGUUGGAUGAGGUCUAUGCUGAGCUCGAGUCGGAAAAGAAUCGAAUGCAAGAACUAGAGGCUGAAAGCGAGGCAAAGAAUGCCAAUGAAGCUGCUUUGAAUCAAGCCAAGGACGACCUGGAGGAUGCUCUUGCGGCGCAGAGGAAAGCUGAGAAUGAUUUGGAGGAACUUCAAGAUGAGAUGGCCAACAAAUCCUUCACAACCAAGGGUUUAAGUCGACAACUUGAGGAAAAGGCCAAUAAACUCCAAGAUGAUCUUGCCACUCUGCGGGAAGAGCACAUAGACCUUCAAUCCUUGUUCGACGACAAGUCCCGACAGGCUAAGAAGCUCGAGGAUCAACUCCAGAGUCAAGGUCAAGACGCUGAUGUACGAAACCAAAAAGUAUCAGACCAGCAUGAGCUUCUGCGACAUGAUCACGAAGCAACCCUACGGAAGUGCGAGUCUCUCAAUCAUGAUCUGAAGAAGACCAUUGAAGAGCUUCAGAACAAGUCUGAAGAGAAGGAUCUGCUACACUCUCGGCACGACGCACUGACCACUGAGUCUAACGCACUACAGAAAGACCUAGUCAAGACUCGAUCAAGCCUAGACGGUCUUGAAAAUGAUCUCCAAGAUGAGCGCCAGCACGCCGCAGACAAUGAUCGCCAGCUCAGAUCAGAAGCCAAAGAUGAGAUCGAUCGUUUGUCCGAAGAGAUCAAUAAGUUGCAGCGCCAACUUGCGGACAAGGAGACUUCCAAUGCAGGUGAGCGUGAUACGUGGGAGGGCCAGCUGCGGGGUCUUAAGUCGCAGAAAGAGAAGUCAGAAGAACAAGCUGCAGGUCUUCAGCGAACUAUUGACAAGCUUCAAGAAGUCGAGGGUACUCUGUCUAGUAAAGAAAUGAAACUUCAGGAGGCCUUAGAGAGCGAAAAGGAGCGUCAUCGAAGCGAAGAAGCCGUGCUUGAACGACAUAUACAGACUCUGAACAAGGAAGUGGAAGAUAAACGACAAGAACUCGAAGAGCUACGAACCGAUCUUUCUGAAGCUAAGGAGAACGUCCGACUCAGCGAACAGGAGCAAAACAUUCUCGAGGAAAAAGUACAGGCUCUCGAGGACGAAGUGGAGGUUCUGCAAGGUGACCUGGAGGAGGCAGAUACAGAGAAAGCUCGCUUGGCGCUCGAAGCUGUGGAAGAAGAGGCGGCAGAUCUCAGAGAACAGCUGAGUGAAGCCCAACAAAAUUAUAAUAGAUCGACUAUUUCACGACCUGAUCAGCAAGAAUUGCAGAGCAGACUCCAAGGAACCAUGGAGCAGCUGGAGGAAGCGCAGGUGGAGAGAGACGCUGCUAAAAGCCAGAUCGAAGAAAUGCGAGCUUUAGCAGAUGAUACCUUCAAGUUGGACCGGGAGAGAUCUGAUCUCAAAGAUUCUAAGCUAAGGCUAGAAAGUGAGGUUGGACGUCUUCGUGAUGAGCGGAGCAAUCUCGUCAAACAGCAUGCUGCUGCUAAGCGUGAGCUAGAAUCAAAGGUCGCGAGAGCUCUAUCUGAAGAGGCUCGUCUGGCUGAUAAGGUUACGAGUCUACAAGGAACGCUCGAGAAUGCUGCGGAAGAUAAGAAUCUGGAGCUAGUUCUUGCGAAUGAGAAAGUCCAGCGACUUGAGAGACGCAUUAACGACUUAGAGGAACUUCUCUCGUCGAGCGGUGAGCACGAUAGCGUUGAGCUCAGCAUACUUCAAAAAGAUCUUUUAGCUGCAAAGGAGAGAGAAACAGAACACCUCCGGCGAGAGAAAGCACAAAAAGACGUUCUUCGCGACCUCAAAUCUAAAGUCAGCCAACUCGAGCGCCAGGCUCACGAAGCAGAGCUCGCCCGACUCGCCAGCUCACCCAAAUCAUCCGCUUCAGGCUCCCCUCAUAAAACGGAGAUAGUCGAGCUCCAGCGCCGUCUUACUGACGCACAAAUCCAACUCCGCGAUUCCAAAACUUCAUCAAAGUCCGAGCUCAAAACCCUCCAAGCCCGUCUCGCAGAGUCAGAGCACAACGCCCAAAACGCCGCUGACGGUUUCGAUCAACAGCGCGAACAACUUGAAGCAGACAUCGCCACCUCCCGCCAAGAGCAAGAAUCUCUUACCUCCAAGAAUACUUCAGCAACUCAAACAAUCACCCGUCUCCGCACCCGCAUCUCCUCCCUCGAAAACGAACUCCAGUCCAACCGCCGCUCCACGACCGCGGACGACACCAUCGCCGAAGAGCGCGCUGAUCUCCAUCAGAUGCUCAAAGAUGCCAAAUUACAAGCCGAAGACCUGGAAGUCCAGCUCUCUAGCCGCGAGACUUCUCUUUCUUCAGCCCAAAUGAGGGAGAAGGAUUUGAGGGCGCAAUUGAAGCGGGUUCGGAGCGAGAGGACGCUGCAGAGCCAGAAAGCGGCGGCGCUGAUGCAGGAAUUGGAUGUUUUGCAGGGGAGGUAUGAGCGCGCCCUGGAUAAGUUGGCGAGUAAGCAGCGGGCGUGGGAGGAGGAGAGGAGGAGGGUGAGGUUUGCGGGCCAGAAUACAAGCAGCUUCCAAGAUGGUGGGGGUGAGGGUGGGAAUGGGGAAAGUAGGGUGGUGGAGGAGAGGCAUGGACUUGAGCUCAAGGGAUUGGUGAAGCAGAUCAUGUGGUUGAAAGCUAAAUUGGGACGGGUGGAGCGGUUCAGGGCUGAUUUGGUGCAUGAAAAGGGGUUUUUGGGUCUGCAGGUUAGGAUGUUUGAGGAUUGUAAUAAAGCACAACUAGACCUCCUAGCCGAAAUGGGCGUCUCCCCCGACCGCCAGACAUCAACCAGAUUACGACUAGGCGAUGCGUUGAGGAAGCAAGCUGGUGAUAACAUGCGAAAGCCGGCGAGCUUGAAGGUUGUGGCGAAGAUGGUGCUGGCGACGUGUAGGAUGAGGAGAUUGUCCGGGGAGUGGGCUGAGCAGAAGAAAGUGGGUAGGGCGUUGAGGAAUGCGCGAUUGGGGAAGGAGGGGAGGGAAGGGAGGGGUUUCUGA